CAUCCAUGGAUGGUCCAACUUGGAAGGUCGCGGUGUCGCGUCCCGCGUCGAGUGCCGUCUUCCGCCUGCUUACCCUGUACCCUUCAAGGACCCCCUGCACACACCCAGAUCAAACGUCACUCACGGCUCACCCAUGACUCCAGCUUGAUUCAAGCCCUCAAGAUUGCACUGAUCAUCAUUCCAUCUUCAAAGCACACCCGCAAACAACCGCAAUGCCUCCCGUCACACAGUACGCACGCCUGACCCUCAAGCCCGGCACAGAGGCCGACGCCUUGGACGAGUCCACCCCGACAGGCAAGAUUGUCCAGCGCCGCCUCACAGAGCCGACCACGCAGCCCGACUUCCGCGCCAUCCACUACGGCCUCGCCGUCGAGCGACCCUCUGAGCUCUGGGCCUUCCUCGACUGGGAUACCGUCGAGCAGCACCAGACGUGGCGCGAUUCAGCAUCCCACGAUGACCUGAGAAAGAGCCUCGCGACCAUCAGCGACGCGUCCGCCCCCAAGUUCUCCCUGUACAUUACGCCUCAACCUACAUCUGUCUUCAACGACCCUGCCUACCCCGUGGUCGAGGUCCUCAACGUACUCCUCCCCCCUGACAUGGACGAGGCCGCGAUGAAGAUGGUAGAGGACCGAUGGGAGCAGUUUGCCCGCCAGGCGCUUCACCCGCCCGCCCUGUGCGGCAAGAUUGCGACAGGCUGGUCGCUGGAGAACAAUGCUCCGGUGCGCGACGAGGAGGGCAAGACGGGCAAGGUGUUCCUCGCGUUGAUUCAGUGGCCGAGCGUGGACAAGCACAUGGAGAAUAGGGGGCUGCCCGUGUUCAAGGACAGCAUCCACCUGCUGCGCGAUCUGCCGGGCCUGCUCAAGAUGGACAUGUUCCACGUCCACGCCAAGACCAAGACAGCUGCUUGA
This is a messenger RNA of Emericellopsis atlantica, 908 nucleotides long. RefSeq lists its product as uncharacterized. The transcript is spliced from 2 exons. The record is from RefSeq and is a predicted model, not a curated record. NCBI's taxonomy places the organism in Eukaryota, Fungi, Ascomycota, Sordariomycetes, Hypocreales, Bionectriaceae. The coding region runs from base 213 to 908 and encodes 231 amino acids.